AUGCACUGCCCGCCGCAGCCCCGGCUCGCCAAGGCAGGCAGGAGGCGCUACAAGACUUUCAUGAUCGACGAAAUCCUCUCCAAGGAGACGUGCGAUUACUUCGAGAAACUUUCCCUCUAUUCCGUCUGUCCGUCCCUCCUGGUCCGGCCCAAGCCGCUGCACUCCUGCGCGGGGUCCCCUUCUCUGAGGGCAUAUCCUCUCAUCUCCGUUAUCACCAGGCAGCCCUCCGUUGUCCCUCACCUCGUUCCGGCUGCCACCAGCUCCCAUGUGCUGCCAGCCCAGACCUCAGCGACUGCGAGCUCAGAGACGCCAGCCAGCGAGACCCACGGCAGCAGUGAGUCGGAGGCAGAGCAGCCCACACCUCGGUUAAAAAAGCCACGCAGGAGUCGGACCAUCUUCACAGAGCUCCAGCUGAUGGGCUUGGAGAAGAAAUUCCAGAAGCAGAAGUAUUUGUCUACACCCGACAGGCUCGACUUAGCGCAGUCGCUGGGGUUGACCCAGCUCCAGGUGAAGACGUGGUACCAGAACCGCAGGAUGAAGUGGAAGAAAAUGGUGUUGAAAGGUGGGCAGGAAGCUCCAACGAAGCCCAAGGGCCGUCCAAAGAAAAACUCCAUUCCCACCUCAGAGGAAAUCGAAGCAGAAGAGAAAAUGAACAGCCAGGCUCAGAGUCAGGAGGCGGAGGGAUCUCAAGCCCCCGAGGAGCCUAAAGUGACAGAGGAGAAGCCAGAAGUCUCUUUGGAGACAGAAAAGUCUCCAGAACAUAUACCAGAGCCCUCCUCAGAGGAGGCUACGCCAUUAAGUUAAAGGGAAAAAGA
Messenger RNA from Phasianus colchicus (ring-necked pheasant), 815 nucleotides. It is a transcript of the gene BARX2, whose product is annotated as BARX homeobox 2. Gene Ontology annotation, biological process: regulation of DNA-templated transcription. Gene Ontology annotation, molecular function: DNA-binding transcription factor activity, RNA polymerase II-specific; DNA binding. NCBI's taxonomy places the organism in Eukaryota, Metazoa, Chordata, Aves, Galliformes, Phasianidae. The record is from RefSeq and is a predicted model, not a curated record.